Salvia miltiorrhiza (redroot sage) is the source of this 3001-nucleotide messenger RNA. RefSeq lists its product as uncharacterized. The record is from RefSeq and is a predicted model, not a curated record. Lineage: Eukaryota; Viridiplantae; Streptophyta; Magnoliopsida; Lamiales; Lamiaceae. Bases 486 to 2699 code for a protein of 737 amino acids. The transcript has 4 exons.
UUUUCAUUCAGUCACCUCUACACAUGUAGCGUAGUAUUUGAUUAUUCGACAUGAUUCUUUGUAAUAGAAGCAAACUUUGUCUCUUUACAAAGUUAGGAGAAUAGAAAUGGAAAUUUUACAAAUUUAAGAUGAUGUGUUGGCUUAUAAAACUAAAUUUGGUGCGUGUAACGAGAAGUCCGCUUUAUUUGCCAAGCCUGGAAAAUAACGGCAUACUUUCUCUCUCUCUCUCUAAUCGGCGGCGUGAGGAGAGCUCUUGAAUCUAGUCCUCCAAGGUGCAAUUCUCUGUCAUCCACAUUGUCAGGAAACUCAAAAUCCAACGUUGUUUCAACACUCAACAGAUCUUCGUGGCUCUCUUUCUUUUCCCUAUGUCUCUCUAGCUGGAAUUUUUAAUGGUUUCUUCAACCGGGUCACCCACUCAUCUAGAAAAAACCCAAAAGGAGGAAUCUUUUUUGGAAUUCCCCACUUUCUUUCAGCUCAUCUGAUAGAUGGUGGUGAAGAUGAUGAAAUGGAGGCCAUGGCCCCCUCUGAUUUGCAGGAAAUUUGAGGUGAGGAUCACUGUGCACAAGCUGGAGGGGUGUGAUUGGGUGUGCGUGGGCGCAGAGAAGGACAAUGGUGGUCUCGCGGUGGAGAUCAGGUGGAAGGGCCCCAAGAUUUCGCUGGGAACAUUUAGGAGGACUGUGAAGAGGAACUGUACAAGGGAAGAGGCGGUCAAGAGGGUUUGUGGUGAUGGCCCAAACGACGGCGUUUUGGUGGAGUGGGAUGAAGAAUUUUGUAACGUCUGUAAUUUUUCUGGAUACAAGGACAAUGUAUUUCAUCCUUGGGAGAUCAACUUUGCUGUUUUGCAAGUCUGUGAGGGUGCGAAGAACAAGAUUUCAGUUGUUGGUUUGGGAGCAUUAAACCUUGCUGAAUAUGCUUCAAAAACUAAGGAGCAACUUAUUGUAGUCAAAAUUCCUUUAACUGUUUCUAACAUCGCGGUUGAGCAUCAUCCCUCUCUUUUCAUAUCUCUCGACUUGGUAGAACUUCAAGGUGCACAACAAUCAACCGAUUUGGUCCCUGUGAUGCCUGUUCCACCCGCUUCAGCAUCUGGAGAAGCUUCUUCUAUGGAUAAAGACGAGGUAUCUGCGCUUAAAGCUGCACUCAGAAAGGUAAAAUUUAUUACUGAAUAUGUGUCAACUCGGAGACCUAGAAAGGCCGGCCAUGAAGAGGAGGGUAGCGAAGGCAGGUACUUCUCCAAGAGUGAGGACGACGAAUAUGCUUACCCUUGUGAAUUGGACUCAACUGAUGAAUUUGAGGAAGGAGAAUGCGAUGAACGCAAAGAAGACUGUGCUGCUAGGAAGUCAUUUAGUUACGGAACGCUGGCUUAUGCUAAUCAUGCUGGUGUGUCGUGUUAUUCUGGUGCCACCAAUUACGACGCUGAAGAUUGGAUUUAUUACAGUAAUCGCCGCAGAUCAGAUGGUGGCUGCCCUCCUGUGGAGGACCCAAUUUCUUCAGCUCCGGAGCAAUCACUGAUACAAAACUCCAAACGUAGUAUUUUGCCUUGGAGGAAGAGGAAGCUGAGUUUCCGAUCUCCUAAAGCCAAAGGUGAACCAUUACUUAAAAAGGCUAACGGUGAAGAAGGCGGAGAUGAUAUAGAUUUUGACCGCAGGCAGCUUAGUUCGGACGAAUCUGUCUCUCCAAAGUGGCAUAGGACAGACGAGGAUUCAAAUGCGAAUCAAUCAUCAUUGUCUGAGUUUGGCGACGACAGUUUUACUGUUGGAGUCUGGGAGCAGAGAGAAGUAACAAGCCGUGACGGACAUAUGAAGAUUCAGACGCAAGUCUUUUUUGCUUCGAUUGAUCAGCGAAGUGAGCGUGCUGCAGGAGAAAGUGCUUGCACCGUUCUCGUCACUGUCAUCGCUGAUUGGUUGCAGAACAACCCUAACCUCAUGCCAAUCAAGUCGCAGUUUGAUAGUUUGAUAAGAUAUGGAUCCUUGGAGUGGAGAAAUCUUUGUGAGAACGAAAUAUACAAGGAGCGUUUCCCCGACAAACACUUUGACCUAGAGACGGUCAUCCAAACAAAGAUCCUUGAUCUCUGCAUAGUUCCCGGGAGUUCGUAUAUCGGAUUUUUCCAUCCAGAUUGUAUGGAAGGAGAGAAUUUUGGUUUUCUACGCGGUGCCAUGUCCUUCGAUGACAUUUGGGAUGAGAUCAGCUGCUCGGAGGGCUCCACCGGUAGCGAAGCUCCGGUCUUCAUAGUUAGCUGGAACGAUCACUUUUUCGUCCUCAAGGUUGAGACAGAUGCUUACUACAUCAUUGACACGUUAGGGGAGCGUCUGCACGAAGGAUGCAAUCAAGCUUACAUACUGAAAUUCGACAGGAGCACGACUAUCUAUAACCUGAAAAAUGCUGACGAAUCACCGGAAGGAUCUGCUGGCGAGCAGUGUGCUUCUGCUGUGGGGGUUGAGCUCGAGGUCUCAAACGUGCAGGCACCCGAGCUGAAGGAGGAUUCAGAGAAGGAAGACGAGGUUCUCUUUCGCGGUAAAGAGUCGUGCAAAGAGUACAUAAAGAACUUCCUGGCUGCGAUUCCGAUCAGAGAACUGGAGGCAGAUAUGAAGAAAGGUCUGACAAUGUCGGCUCCUCUUCAUCAGCGGCUGCAGAUAGAGUUUCACUACACGCGAUUGCAGCAGCCGGCGUUCGUUUCUCGAGAACCUGAAGCUGCGGCCUGAAUUCUGGUAACUGUAUAUCUUACUACUGUCAUGUCUAUAGCUAACUUGAAAAUCCUUGGAAAUAGGGUGUGAUGUAGGAUUCACAAAUAUAAGAAACUUUAACCCAACUUCAUCUUGGUCUACACAUUUUUUGUUCAAUUCUCCCUCUUAAUUUGCUCUAGGAGUUUUUUUUAGUAUUGCACAAGGUGAUGCUAGCAUUUUCUCGUCUUGCGUUUCUCCAAUUGUUAAGUUUCUUUUAGAUUUGAACCACAUGACGCUGUAGUUAUUAAUGUCCAUUAUUUAUUUAUUUAUUUAUUCAUUCA